GACAAAUGUGUGCUUCGUGUGAGUGGAAUGACGUGCUCGAGCUGCGUAGCGGCAAUCGAGAAAGGCCUCAAGAAAUACCCCGGGGUGGAACAGGUCCUCGUAGCGCUGCUUGCUCAGAAGGCAGAAGUGAAGUACGAUCGGGGAGUGAUUUCCACCCGAGAGAUCAUCGCUGCCCUCAAGGACCUCGGGUUCGGGGCCGAGGAGCUUGCCAUCGACUUCCAGUCCGAGAACCUUCUCGAACGGAACGAAGCAAAUCAAUGGAGGAGAUCAUUCUUCGUGUCCCUGCUGUUCUUCGCGCCGUCAAUGGCUGUGAUGAUGUUCUUCAUGGGUCACAUGGACCGGGAACGACUUUGGUUCCGAGGGGUUUCGAACAAGAACUUCCUCCUGUUCGCGUUAGCUACCCCUGCACAAUUCAUCGGAGGGCGAUAUUUCUACGUGCAAGCGUUCAAGGCUCUGAAGCACGGAAUGGCGAAUAUGGAUGUGUUGGUGAUGUUGGCGACGAACACGGCCUACUUCUACAGUGUAAUCGUGUGCUUGAUCUUCAUGAUGACCGCAAGCAACGGGAGCCCGAAAACGUUCUUCGAGACGUCAUCGAUGUUGAUGCUCUUCAUAUCAAUGGGGCGAUGGCUCGAACACAAAGCCAAGGGUAAGACAUCAGAAGCUUUAUCGAAGCUGAUCUCGAUGCAAUCCUCGGAAGCGAUUCUCGCUGAGGUCGACAGUGAUUUCAACAUAAGCGACGAAAAACCAAUCCACGUGGGACUGCUCCAACGUGGGGAUAUUGUGAAAGUUUACCCAGGAGAGAAAGUCCCCGUAGAUGGCAAAGUCAUUCACGGGAGCUCCAUGGUAGACGAAUCCUUGAUAACGGGCGAGCAUCUGCCCGUUUCUAAGAAACCAGAUUCGCUGGCUAUCGCCGGGUCGGUGAACGGGAACUCACCCUUACUCAUAAAGGCGACUCAUGUCGCUCAGGAUACGACUCUGAACCAAAUUGUGAAAUUGGUGGAGGACGCACAGACCUCGAAAGCCCCAAUCCAACAGCUGGCUGAUCAACUAGCCGGCUACUUCGUCCCUGCGGUUUGUUUUAUCGCAGCAAUCACGCUUUCGUCCUGGAUAAUAGUUGGAUUCCACGACCCCAGCUACAUCCGAUCUUUCUAUCCGUAUUUGGACGUUUCCUCAGACACGGAGAUCGUUCUGCUCUUCUCCUUCCAAUGCGCCAUAACAGUGUUGGCCAUUGCGUGUCCGUGCUCCCUCGGCUUGGCGACACCGACGGCUGUCAUGGUCGGGACAGGUGUCGGAGCCCGUAAUGGAAUCCUGAUCAAAGGGGGCGAGCCACUCGAGCUCCUCCAUAAGAUCCAAUGUAUCGUCUUCGAUAAAACGGGUACUUUGACGGAGGGAAAACCGUCCGUGACUAGGCUCGUCGUCUUCACAUCCGGAGACGAGCGAGAAGCCAUUACAGAAACACUCUGCCUCAUCGGAGGUGCCGAAGCUUCGAGCGAGCACCCGAUCGCCCACGCGAUCACCGAAUUCGCCAAAAAUUACCUCAAAUACGACUCCUUUCCCACGGUCAAGAAUUUCGAGGUUAUUCCCGGAAUGGGCAUCAAGUGUCGAACGACAAGUAUCGCAAAUUGUGUGAAGAAUUGCCAGCAGAAUGAGGAGCUCGAGAAUUUUAUCGAAGUUGUGAAUUGUGAUCGCCAAAGCUCCACCCUCAUCGACGUCAGUGCUAGCGACUCAGUCCAGAGACUCGACGGUGUUCAUCAACUUCUCAUCGGGAACCGGGCGCUCAUGAAUCAGGAGAAAGUCCUCAUCUCGAAAACUGUCGACGUAAUUGUCGAACACGCUCAGCUCUCGGGCGACACUGUCGUCAUGGUGGCUUGCGACGGAGAAGUUGUAUGCGUUGCCGCCGUGGCAGACAAGGUGAAACGGGAGUCUAAAAGUGUUGUAACCUGUCUGAAACGAAUGGGGAUCCAUGUCGCCAUGUUGACUGGCGACAAUCGAAACUCAGCGCUCGCAGUGGCGCAACGAAUAGGCAUCGACACUGUUUUCAGCGAAGUUCUUCCUUCUCAUAAGGUUGCGAAAGUGAAGACUCUGAGAGAGCAGUUCGGCUUGGUCGCGAUGGUAGGCGACGGAAUAAACGACAGUCCUGCUCUGGCCCACAGCGACGUCGGUAUUGCAGUCGGAGCCGGGACCGAUGUAGCGGUCGAGGCGGCUGACGUCGUCCUCAUCAAGGAUAACCUCUUCGACGUCCUCACAGCGUUGGAUCUCUCCCGAAAAACAGUCCAACGCAUAAAAUACAAUUUCCUCUUCGCAACGCUCUAUAAUCUGCUCGGGAUCCCCAUGGCUGCAGGAUUCUUCAUACCUUUCGGAAUAGUUCUGCGGCCUUGGAUGGGAUCUCUAGCGAUGAGCGUCUCCUCUGUCAUCGUCGUGGGAUCCUCUCUGCUUUUGAAAAGAUACCGGAAACCGACGCGUUCGCAGAUCGAAUCGAACGCUUUCGCCAACGAGUUCCGCAGAUCGAACAAAACUCUUCUACCUCGUUGGAAGUUUUUCCCGACUUUCACGAGGACUGCUCCGGUUCUGACGAAAGUUCACUACAGCCCGCUGACGCAGAUAAAUUGAUAUGCCAAAGAACCUCCGGAAGGAUCCCAGCAAUAGCGGACCGGUUUCCUGGAUCGUUUUUUAGUUUCCCAUUUCCGAUUUUUUGGACACGAGAGUGGUAGAAUUUCCCAAUCGAUGAGGAUCCACAAUUCCCAAGCGAGCUCAACUCUGAUUCCGAACAACUGAUUUUGCUUCAUCCAUCCCAAGAAGCUUUGCGAGCGGAGGUUGGUGUCCAGAGUUGAUUUCCGUGCUCUUGAGUCUUUCACGAUAAGUUAUUCUCAAAUUAUAUCGGUUCGCAGAGGGAUGUAUGUGAAUCCAAUCUGAAAGCCGAUAUUUGGAGAUUCCUCCGCUCAAGUCUUGGUCGAGAGAGGGAACACGCUCUCGAUCGAGGAUUGUAAAUAUAAACUCAUGAAAGUGAAUUGUUGAUAACGAGUUUCUCUCACGGGUCUCAAGUGCUUCUACGUAGAUCUCCAUGUGAUAAGUUAUAUAAACAACCCGAUAACAUAUA
This is a messenger RNA of Galendromus occidentalis (western predatory mite), 3097 nucleotides long. Its product is annotated as copper-transporting ATPase 1. Gene Ontology annotation, biological process: intracellular copper ion homeostasis; copper ion export; copper ion import. The record is from RefSeq and is a predicted model, not a curated record. Bases 28 to 2610 code for a protein of 860 amino acids. Lineage: Eukaryota; Metazoa; Arthropoda; Arachnida; Mesostigmata; Phytoseiidae. Gene Ontology annotation, cellular component: trans-Golgi network; plasma membrane. The transcript has 12 exons. Gene Ontology annotation, molecular function: ATP hydrolysis activity; ATP binding; P-type divalent copper transporter activity.